AUGGGUAGAACAUCACCUCAGGGUCUUAUGGCCUCUGACUUCCACCACCAGUCUUUUGUCAACCCACUUGAUGUUUUCCCGACAAAAUCCCGGCUCGCCGGUCGUCAGAAUUACAGAUCACCGCUGAGAGGUCAGGUUGUUUCUAGAAGCCCUGCUCGGUAUGCCGCCGAGGCUCACAAGUUUGCUUGUUGCGGCGAGGAAGAGGCGCCUCCUGCUUUUCGACCUCUGGGCGCGAUGAAUCAAGUGACUCACGAGACCACACCGGACGACGGCUUUGGCAUUCCUGAGUCUUCAAGCAGCCGCAAUGCGUCGCUCCACAACUCUCCGAGCCCCAUGGACUGCGAGGACUGCAUUGAUGAUUGUGACGAUUGUUUAGAAGAGCAUCAGCUGUACAAUCACCAGGCUGACGACCAAUACGUCAACAAUUGUCAGGACUGCAACGACGCUCAGAUCGACCACAAGUACAAUGGGCGAAUCUGCAACGACACCUGUGAUGAAUGUGACUUCUCUUGCUUCGAUUGUAUUGACUGGAAUGAAUUUGAGCAGGACAAGUCGCUGGGCCUUUCGUUCUCGGUCCCGCUGCUUGGUGACAACAGCCUUCCAGUGUCGGAACCGGCACCUCAGUUCGACGAGAACGAAUUGCUCAACUUCCAGUCGCCCGAUUUUUCCAGCAUGCAAUCCGAGCCCAUGGCACCGCCUCUCGACGUGCCCAUGCACCAUCAAUGUUUUGGCAAUACAGUGCCUUACUGGGACAGCAUCGCCCAAGCCCAACUCUGCAGCGGCGCACCGGGAAUGGCGCAGCAAUAUCCUCUUCCACCUUUCGGAAUGGAGUUUGGCUGCCACCCUGCGACAGCUCAUCAACAACUGUCUCUGCCGGAUCUUGCAAGUCUCUCAUCGACGCCCGCGGCAUUUCCGCCGUCACCGGUCACCAAACCGGAGCCACAACCCAAACCCGAACCUUCAGAGACGCCGUUGUCCAAAACAUCAGAUCUUCUCUCCGCAGUCUCUGCCCCGCCCACUUCCCGUGCGUGCCAAUGGCUCAUGCCAUGUGGCACGGUCUGUGGCGCUUCGUUCGCCUCCGCCACCGAUCUGAAAAAGCACCUCAAGGCAGUACACCUAGUCAAAGGGGUCACCAAGUGUGCCUGGCAAUCCUGCGACUCGGCAACAUUCACCUCCGAAGCCGCGCUGACAGGCCACAUUUCGAAGAAACAUCUCGCGCCGAUGCUGGCUGCCGCCGCCGCCGCUUCGUCGUCGGCGUCUUCCUCUGAGAAGAAUUCAGCCUCGAGGUCAUCCGCGAGCACUUCCGCAUCUACGGCGUCCAGCGUCAACGCCGCCACCGGUGAAGGCGGACCCUUCAAAUGUACCUUCCCCGGCUGCGCCAAGAGUUUCAUGUACAAACAAGUGCGCGACGACCACGUUGCGUCCUGCCACCAGGGAAACAAAAUGUACUGCCACAUCUGCGGUCAGUACCUGAAUGGCGAGGGGAGCAACUUCAAACGACACAUGGCCACGCACAGACCCAAGCAUCAACACAUGCUGUGCAAGUUUCAUGGCUUGGGUUGUAAAAGGCGCUUUCCCAGACUUGACAACCUGCGAAGGCACGAGGCCUGCUGUAAAUUCGGAAAGGGCAAGAAAGGACUCUUGGCCAACGGUGGUGCUGCCGGUGCCGGUGCCGCUGUUGGUGUUGGUGUUGAUGAUGAUGGGGACAAGCUCAAGCAUCAUCACCAUCACCAUCAUCACGUCCACAGUGCCGAGGUUUGA
Messenger RNA from Exophiala spinifera, 1761 nucleotides. RefSeq lists its product as uncharacterized. Gene Ontology annotation, cellular component: nucleus. The transcript has a single exon. The record is from RefSeq and is a predicted model, not a curated record. Gene Ontology annotation, biological process: regulation of transcription by RNA polymerase II. NCBI's taxonomy places the organism in Eukaryota, Fungi, Ascomycota, Eurotiomycetes, Chaetothyriales, Herpotrichiellaceae. Bases 1 to 1761 code for a protein of 586 amino acids.